Stylonychia lemnae is the source of this 3180-nucleotide messenger RNA. The record is from the annotation of a GenBank genome assembly. NCBI's taxonomy places the organism in Eukaryota, Ciliophora, Spirotrichea, Sporadotrichida, Oxytrichidae.
AUGUCAACGAAUGACUAAUCUGCUAUGGUUGUACUGUAAAGUAUCUAUCUCGGAGAUUAAUCAGCUAUGAUUAAGUCAAGCAAAAGAAUCAUUACAAAAGUUAAUAAAAAGAACCGGAGUGAGCAUAUAUCAAUCCAUAAUGAGAAGUAAAUUCCUCAUUAAUAAAUAUUGAAUGGCAAAUAAGUUAAAAAAGCUCUUAAGUUGCCUUACUUUAAUUAGCUUCAUAACAUUAACUUCACUUAAAACGUAAGUUAAAAUAGUCAGAAAGAUUAGCAGGGUCAUAUAGCCACUGGAAGUAGCAAUAAUUCGAAUCAUCAUAGUCAUACUCAUAGCACUCAUACGAAUGGAAAUCUUGAUAUCACAAAAACAUAAGCAUACAGACAGAUUUAAGCACUACUCUAAAAAUAGAACUAGCCAGCAAAUAAUUAACCAUAAAUUGACGUGAAUUUCUAGGAUUUAUACCAAAUGCAAAAUACAGAUUCAAUAUAAUAGAAGAGAAAGCAAAGACCCUCAAACUAAAAAAUGUCUCCCUAUUAAUUUCAUCACAUUAAAUACAAUAAUCAUAAACUCUCAUAAGAAGAGGAAAAGUUGCUGAAAGAAUAUCAGUAGUUCUUUUCUAAAAUUGGCAUAAAUAUUAAAAAUGAGCCUUCAUAGGAAAUAAAAACGAUGUUACUGAAUUAAAGAAAGAUAUUUAACGAAUCUCAGAUAAAUGAGCAAAUGCUGAGUACUUAGAUUAAAAGUCAAAAUGAAUUUCUGAAUAGCUAAAUACUGAAACCACCCCAAGCCCCAAAGAAGUAUUUUAAUACUACUUUUUUCAACUCAACUGCGAAGGUCAAUUCUUCAUCACCUUUCAAGUAAAUAAGAGAAUUAACCAAUGUGACAGCAUCUUCUAUUAUGAAGCCUCUUCCGACUGAAGUUAGAGAGGCUAGGAUUGUAAUCCUAAAUAAACCGUUCACUCACCACAAGAAUCAUCCUAUAAAUUUGCUACUGAAGUAAAUUAAUCAAUUUUGUACAUUGACUUUAGCAAAAGUACAAAAUGCGUCAUAGAUAAAAAAUAUCACAUUUGACCAAGCACUUAUAACUAAUCUGUCUAAGUAAUUAGGGAUAGAGUUACCGAAGAAUCAGUUUCUUAAUGUACAGCUUUUUAAGUCAAAAAACUUUAAUGUCUAUUGCAAAGAAGUUAUACUUAAGAAAUUGUUUGUAGCAGUUAAUGAAUCAAAUUAAGUAGAAUUGAAUUUUGAAAGAAGUUAGUUUCAAUUCUAUAAAGGCUUUAUUGGUAAAGGAAAUAACGCAGCUCUGAUAAUACAACUUUUUAAGAAUAACCGUUGGUGGUGGAACAUGUAUCAGAGUCUUUAGUUCACACAAGAUGGAGAGAUGAUACUACCAAACAAUUAUAAGGAUGCCUCAAGCAUGAACUUGAAUCUUCAUAAGGAAGAUUUUAAGGAGCAUAACUUUAUUUGGACUUAGUGGAAAAAGCAUAGGCAUUUCAGUUACCUUAAGCCUACUGUAUCAAUGUCUAAAACAGAAACUAAAUUCAAUCCUAAGAUAACUCAGAGCUAAACAGAGGGAUUAUUAUAUAGGUAAGGUAACCUUUCAAAUGACUUUAGAGUCUAUGCGAAAUUAGAAAACAACUUUCACUUGUCGAAUAAAUGUGCAUUAUUUUAUAACAUGAAAAGAUAUUAUGAAGCUAUUGGAAGAGAUCCCUUUGAAGUGAUACCCUUAACUUUUCAUGUGAAGAAGGGUACUGAUGAUUUGGAGUUUUAUAGAUUUUUGGAUUAUUUCAAAGAAAUAGAACUUGAAAUAGAAUAAUUGAAAAUUUCAAGAGCAAGUGCUAGAAGUUAACUGAGAGAGUAGCCUCAUAUCAUAGUAAACGAAAGAACUCAAUUUAAAAGAAAAAUAAAAAGGAAGAGAGUCGGUUCGAAUAAUCUCUCUCCUAGAAAUUAAUCACCACAGCUUGAUGAGAAUCGAUUAGUUAAUCAAAGUAGAUUGCAAACUCCGAAAGACUAAAUAAAGCUCAAAGAAUCCAUUGAUAAUCAGGUAUUCUCAACUAGAUUUCAAUCUCUUGACAAAACUAAUUUAGAUGCCUUUAGUCGCAAAACGCAUCUUGAGUCAUUCACUAAGUUUCCAGCUAUAUUAGCUAAUCACUCAUCCAACCUGCCAAAUCAAUAAAACACGCAGCAUAGUAACCUUCUCAAUUAAAUAAACAAGCAAUCUGAGACUAAGCUUCAAUUCAGCGCUAAAAAGGAUAUAAGGAGAAAGCCUAGAAAUAUAUGGAUCAUAAAACCUGGCGAGAAUACUAAUAGAGGCAAUGGUAUUACUGUUUGUUCUAAGAUAAAUGAAAUUAAAGCAAUAUUAAAUACCAAUUCGUUCGAUUACUCUCGUACGUUUAUCAUUCAAAAAUAUAUGGAAUACCCAGCUCUUUAUAAAAAUAGGAAAUUCGAUAUAAGAUGUUACGGAAUGCUCACUUCAGUUAAUGGACACAUAAAAGGAUUUUUCUAUGAAGAAGGGUACAUAAGAACAAGUUCAAGGGAGUAUAAUCUAAAAAAGAUAAACAAUAAGUUAAUACACUUAACAAAUGAUGCAGUGUAGAAGAAGGCUGACGACUAUGGUAAAUACGAAGUUGGUAAUAAAGUCUCAUUCAAGGACUAUCAAACAUACUUAGAAGAAACUCAGCCUGAGUUAUGUAUCGAUUUCUAAAGAGAUAUUUUUUAAUCAUAGAUCAAGCGUAUUAUUACUGAUACCUUCAGAGCAACUUAUAAUUCAAUUGAUCCUAAGAUGAGACAUCAUACAUUCGAAAUAUUUGGCUAUGAUUUCAUGCUGGAUCAUGACUUCAAAGUCCAACUGAUUGAGGUAAAUACAAAUCCUUGCAUCGAAACAUCUUGUCCAGUACUUUAGAGAGUUAUUACAGAGAUGGUUGAUAGUGGACUAAGGAUUGCUUUAGAUCCCCUAUUCCCACCACCAAAUUAUAACAAAAGAGUCAAUUUAGCUCAGAUUCCAAUUACUUAAUGGGAGUUAGUAUACGAUUUAGAUAUAGAUAAAGCAGAGCUAGAUAAAAUCUUUGAAACUUAUGAGUAAAAUCUACUUAAUGGCAACAUUACUGACAUUACAAAUGCUAAUCCAGUUAAAGACUUAGAGUAGGAACUCAUCAAAGAGGAAGAUUAGGAAGAUGACUUUGAUUGA